AUGAGCGUUGCUUCUUCUUAUAAUCCUCAAUUUCUCACUGCACCCAUGCAAUUCGAUGCCUAUAGUCUUGAGCACUGCCCCCAAUUUCAGGUUUCUGACCAACAAUGUGAAAAUAUUUCUUAUUCUGAGCACCAAUCUUCCAAGAGGCCUGGAUUUUCUAGACCAAUAUUGGAUUCAAGGAUGCCACUGAAAAGAGCGAAGAUGACUUGUACCGUUGAGACUGAAAUGUGCUUGCUAUACAGAAGGGGUAAUUGCACUUAUGGGGAUAAGUGUCACUUUGCCCAUGGAGUUGAAGAAAUCCGGAGGCUACCAUAUAAAAUGACUGACAUUGACAUUUUGACCAAUGAGGAUCACAGGAUUAUCAGUAAAAUGAAACUGUGUAGGAAGUUCUGUAAUGGAAAAGAGUGCCCAUAUGGGGAUAGAUGCCAUUUUCUUCAUGUAGGUCUCCAGAAAGUAAAGGGAGAUUUGGGUCUGUCUAGGAAGAGUGUGGAACUAAACCUUGUGACUACUGGGUCUGCAGGGGAUUGCAAAAAUGGGUAUGAACAAUGGGAAUGCCAGAUGUUUGGGAAUUCAACAAAUAGAGAUAAACAACAGGAUCAGAAGCCAAUCUAUUGGAAGACGAGGCUCUGUAACAAGUGGGAGAGAACUGGUAAUUGCCCAUAUGGCGUGAAAUGUUACUUUGCUCAUGGACAAGCAGAACUACACAAGAUUGGCUCUCACCUUGCAUUGGAAUCUGGGAAUGUUUGCCCUUCAAAAGCUCUUGCUACCCUUGCCAAUGAUGGAUCAGUCACUAAAACCAGGAUGGAAAGUGAAAAACGGCAAGUGCAAGGUAAGAAGUGCUUAUUCAAGCGUAAAGAAGUUGAGAAGAUCAAUGGCAUCUAUGCAGAUUGGGUUGAUGCUCUGCCCCUUGUGCACUGUUCAUCGGCCAAAGUGGGAAUUUGA
Molecule: messenger RNA, 942 nt
Organism: Ilex paraguariensis (yerba mate)
Lineage: Eukaryota; Viridiplantae; Streptophyta; Magnoliopsida; Aquifoliales; Aquifoliaceae
Source: the annotation of a GenBank genome assembly